Messenger RNA from Salarias fasciatus (jewelled blenny), 5930 nucleotides. It is a transcript of the gene vgll4b, whose product is annotated as vestigial-like family member 4b. The transcript has 5 exons. The record is from RefSeq and is a predicted model, not a curated record. Lineage: Eukaryota; Metazoa; Chordata; Actinopteri; Blenniiformes; Blenniidae. Gene Ontology annotation, biological process: negative regulation of DNA-templated transcription. Gene Ontology annotation, molecular function: transcription coactivator binding. The coding region runs from base 907 to 1872 and encodes 321 amino acids.
CUGAAAUGAUAAUAUCAAACCCCAGACUUCUCCAGUGGAUGGCAGCCAUCACCAUGAAUGUGUGAAUGACUGUUGACCCUAUAUGGAAACACUUUAACAAUGCACACACUUUUGAAAAUAAUAACAGUGACAAUAAACCUGGAUCCUUGGAGCCUUUAAACAGACGAAUUCCUCAAAUGUGCUUUGACCAGCAUGUUAAAGGGCCAUAACAACACUGCAGGGAGUGAGAUGAUGUGAUUUUGUUGGGAGUCACCUCCUCCUCUUUAACGACACAUGUCACUCCCUUGUCAUUCCCUUGCCCAUGCCUGGCUGCAGGGACUUUAAGUGGGUCAAACAUCUCUGGCAUGUUUGCCACGUUUCCCCUCAAAAAAAAAUCUGCAGUUCUUAGAACCCGAUCGCGCUGUGUGAUCUCUGGGUUUAUAGCACGAGGGUUUCUGUGCGGAUGUGCUCGGAGAGGCUGAUCUUGUGCGUAAAACACGCGUGAUAUUUGAGGCGCUCCGGGGAUUUGUGGAGCAUGCCCAGUGCGCGCCUCCGGAGGGAGAGCGCGGGUGCGUGCGUGCGUGCGUGCGGGGAGGCGCGCGCGGCUGCAGGCAGCGGAGGAGUCAUACCAAGCAUAGCCUGCGUGUCAGUGCAGUCGACUUACAGCUGGCUGUGAGGACAACUGACGCUUUCUUUUCAUUUUUUGCUCCGCAUCCGCCGCUUUUACUCACUGAAAAGAAAAGUAAAACUUUUGAAAACCAACAGCGAGGUCACUCUCCGUGUGCGUUACUAUUAUUAUUCAGUAAAGUUGGAGGCUGGGCCUUUAGCUUUUUGACCGAGGAGAGAGAGAGAGAGAGAAAGAGAAAAGCUGGUCUCUCCUUUUUUUCUAUUUUUUUGAGAAAAAAAAAUAAUACAUAAGCUCGAUAAAUGCUACUAACGAAAAUGGACCUGUUGAACUACCAAUACUUGGACAAGAUGAACAACAACAUCGGCAUCCUCUGCUACGAAGGUGAAGCAGCUUUAAGAGGAGACCCCAGACUCCAGUCGCUGUCCCUGUCGUCGUCCUCCUCGUCCUCGUCCUCCUCCUCUUCGUCGUCGUCCUCCUCCUCAUCCUCCUCCAUCUCCAGCCACAGGACUGGCCCUCCUCCCAUCAGCCCCACUAAGAGGAAGCUAAGCGGCGACCAGGUCGACAGCGACAUGGACGACAAUGAGCACGUGGCGAAGAUGAGCCGACUGUUCGCUGCACAGCUGAAACCUAAUGGAGACUAUCGCAGCUCCGGCGUCUCUAAGGACCGCAGCCGGAGCCCGAUUGAGCGUGUGGUGGUGCCUGGCGCUCUGGGAGUCCACGGCAACCACCUGUACAGCCACACCCACCACCACCACCACCACCUGGCCAGCCUGGCCAGCAUGGACCAGCCGCUGGCGCUCACCAAGAACAGCAUGGUGGAGUCGGCACGCAGCAGCACGGCCUCCCUGGCCGCGGUGCCGCACACAGUCAGCGCAGUGGAACGCCAGCAGAAUCGUCCGUCGGUGAUCACGUGCGCCCCGGCCAACAACCGCAACUGCAACCUGUCCCACUGUCCGGUCUCCCACAACGGCUGCUCCAACUUCACCAACAACUACAGAAGGAUCAACACCAACACGGCCUGCGACCCCGUGAUCGAGGAGCACUUCCGCCGCAGUCUCGGGAACAACUACAAGGAGCCCGAGCCCACCGCCACUAACUCGGUAUCCAUCACGGGCUCAGUGGACGACCACUUCGCCAAGGCGCUGGGCGAAACCUGGCUGCAGAUCAAGAACAAGGGGAGUCCCUCGUCGUCCGGCAGCAGCCCAAACUCCUCCCCCGACAGUCACAUGGUCAACCACAACCACUCCCCUUCUGUGGUGUCCUGAAGGAGGAGGAGGGACCCCAGCCCCCCCCUCCACCGCCCCCACCCUCCGAACCACCCCGCCACUUCGGUCUGCCACCAGCUUAAAAACACCCCGAACCCUCGAGCCGCUCCAUCACUGCGCACUCAGAGGAUCAAUCAAGCAAUACGGACGUGCUCUGUCCCCCCCGCCGUCCUCCGCUCUGCUCCUGUCAGACUGUGAUCGGUAACGAGCGAUUCGGGUUCGGCUGGGGACCGGAGCCUCCUUCACGCCUUCAUCCAUCAUCCCCAAACGUCAAGCUUGGAGCUGAGCAAGUGUCUGUAGUUAUAUGUACAUAAAGAGUGAGGAGAGGUGGAGUUUUAAUUAUUAAUUCUCUUCUUUGUUUUUGUUUUCUUUUUUUAAAAUUUGUUUUGGUCUGUUUGUUUCUUUAACAGUAGUUUUUGUGUACCGCUUCUGCAUUACGAGAUGCCCGACGUUUGAGAGAAAAGAUGAGCGAGAAACAAUUUGGAGACAAAAAAAAAAAAAAAGUCAAGAAAAAAGUCACAAACCACCGGACUGUUACCAAAGAAACCUCAGACGCUGAUGUUUUAUCGAUACCCAGCAAGACGCCGUCUUGUUGUCCUCUCCCUCCCUCUCUCCUGCGUGUGUGUGUGUGUGUUUGUGUGUGUUGGGGUGAUUUGUUACUGUAUGUCGGUUGGUGACCGGGUCUGAUUUGCACUACUGUCGUGGAGGGUGAAGACGCCACGUCACUUCUGUCUCGUGGCACUGAUCCGAUCUCCACUGACCGUCUGUCUGAAGCCCAGCGGCUUCCAGCUGCCGUAUCGUGCUUUAUGUAUUUGAAACCAUUCAGACGACAGUGGGGCUGGGCCCUAACGCGUCAUUAGUGCCGCUGUUAAUAGUCACCUUCGUGAGAUAUUGAGCUCCACAGCCCAUCUAAACCUCCUGCAGAAGAAAAUCCAUCAAGUUCAAGACAGAUCAAAGCAGAAUUUCGUCAGAUUCGCUCUUUACAGGACAUUAAUAUGUCCUAGAGGGAUUAAUGCAUCUUUGAAUUGAACAAUCUGGGAAUAGAAGAACACAACAUUGUUUGUUUUAUUAAGAUAUACUACAGUAGUAGGUUAAUUUGAUAGGAAAACAGAAGAGAUGCACAAGUUACCAAAUAUAGUCUGAUGUUGCUUUAACUGUAUUUUUUUUAAUUAGGAAAAGCACUUUACUACAAAUGAGCAGGAACUAAAAAAAAUGGCUUAUGUGACGCAUUUCUGGUCCAAAAAUGACUUAAAGUUGGAAAAUGAGAGAAAAAAAAAGUCCUGGAAGUGAUCAGGAGUGAUCAGAUAGUUAUAAAAAAAAAGUUUUUUUAAGUUUUGAGAAAAAAGUGAAAAUCCACAUUGACCAUCAGUCAUUUGAACUUGAUAAAAACAUGACCAGGUGUUGGAGCGACGGCUGAGAGGUUUCAGACAUAAAGGAACGAUAUCCAGCUCCUGGAGACCCGCUGGUUUGGAGUUUGUGAGAUGAGCUCAGGCCCGUAGCGAGAGGAGAGCUGCAGACGUGCGUUAUUCACGACGCUGCACGUCACUUUGUGGUAGAAAAGAAGAAAAACAGGCGCGGGGGAGAAGAUCGCCCCCAUCGUUUAUAUUUGUGAGUCUUUGAAUGCGGGGGUUGUAAUUUGGCACCUGACUCUUCAUCCCUCCCUCUCCUUCUCACUGUGGUUUGGUAGAUUUCUACAAAGGUUUUAAGGGUAAUUUAAUGCUUUUAUAGAGGCAUGUUUUUUUUUUCUUUUUUGUUUGUUUUUUAAUAGCUGGUAUCUAUUAGUGUUUUUAGCAUUUCAAACUUAACUACCAUUAGCCUUUUCCAUUCAGACGUUGUUACUUUUUUUCAUUGUCAGUAACAGACUUAGACUCUAUACACUCACUGCUGGGUCAGUCCUACUCCAUAUAUUUUAUUGUUCUUGUUGUUAUUACACUCGUGUAUGUUUGUUUUCCAUUAAUAUCAGUAUGGUAACGGUCUACAGCGGGACAGCCUCCGGACAGGCUCUGUUGAACGAGGAGAGCGGCGUCUCGCCGGCGCACGCUCCUCAAGGUUUGCUAAAGAUGUUGAUCCAUCGGUGGUACAGGAUGCUACAAGCCUUCAGAGUGAGCCAGACGCCAAAUCAGCACCGAAACGAGUCGGCGGGGUGGCAAAUUAUGACAAAGUCUCAGUUUGACCAAAUUCUAAUGAGAUCCGAAAAUGCAGUAAUGUGAAAUAAGAGAAUUCUGACAUUAAAUUUAAAUCCACCCACAAAUCUGCACCAACGGGCAAUGCAGACUCACUUCUCCGCCUCAGUGACAUAUUUGUGGAAACAUGCAGAGGUAGAACAUGUAAUCUCACAGAAUCCAUCCAGCCGUGAAGUUGCAGGAAGCUUCAGGAUGGAUGCUCAGUCUCUGCAGCCGACUUCUCUCCCGCGCUCCGAUUUGGUGUCUGGACUUGUGUUCUUGUGUUCUUUUGCUUUCUUUCCUGAAGAAGGUGGUUUUUGUUGUGCAGUCGGUCUCUUCUGCCGCAGAAUGAAGAAACCCGGCAUACAUUCCUCCGGUAGGCCUCAGCUCGAGCUCGGCCUCGAGCGUCUCAGCUGAUCGCGACGAGGCGUUCUCCGUUUUCUUUUCUAGAACCGUCUGACGCAUCAGACGUGUCGGCCAUACUCUGCAGUAAAGGAACAGCAUUUUUGAGGGCGUUCAGAAGCAGGAGAAGAGAGAGUCUGCUCCUCAGCAGACCUGGUUUCGUUCUCAGCUUCUCCGUUUCCGAGCGUUCCACACAUUCCAUCCUCCAAACAGUCGCGACGCAAACAAACCCGGCUUCGGUUCGGUAACAGUGAGGCGGCCGGCGAGCGUCGGGAGGGAGGGAGGCGGAGCGUCUGGAGCUGAGCUCCUGUCGGCGCCGCCCGUGAGCGAGGAGACGUCCACCUGCCACUGAACGCCUCCUCCUCGCCUCCUCGCCGCCUCGGCCGGCGCCUCUGGGUCACAUCCAGACAACACCAGGGGGGGAAAAAGGGGGCUUGAAGUCCAGAGGAUUUUUGUUUUCCUGUUAUUAUUCGUUCUCAUUAUCAUUUCACUACCACCCUGUAGGUAGGAGGCUCUCUCUCUGCUUCGGCACACACUCCCUACACACUGUAGGAAAAUCACUUAAUAAGAAAUACUUUUUUUUUUAUAAUAGGUAACUAUAAGACCAUCAUUACGCUGUGCGUAACGAAUGUACAGAGAAAAAAAAAUCGUAGGUAUUUUUUGAGGAACAAUUAAUUUGUUAAUGAUAUGUAGCUAUUUAAUUGUUUUUUUUUUCCCUGUCCUAUUGUAAUCAUUGCAUUUCCUUAUGUGAAAAAAAGUUGAUCUUUUUUGUUUAUAGAGUUUGUCUUGUUAGAGUAAAAGAGGUUCAAGUGCAGGAACACAGUAAACAUAUGAAACCGCAGCGCGCCCUGCUCGGGCGCGUUGGUGACAAUCGCUGCUUCCAUUGGUCCCCGUUGCUCCCAAAUCAUCCCACUUGUCUUCAAUCAUGCGAUUUCAGACACAUCGGAACAAACGUUUGACUAUCCAGCAAAUUGCAUGUUUUGCAUUGACGGAACAAAGACCUGGCAUCCUGGUGCCUGUUCUCAAACCACUUCCAUCGAAGAAUUCUCUCUUUUUCAAGGCAGACAUUUUCCACCACUGCAUGAAAGUAAUGAAAACAGGUUUUGAGUCUGUUCCGUGUCGGCAGAUGGGAACUGAACUGUAAGAUGUGUUGAAAUGGAGCUGCCAGUCUUGACUCUGUCCUCACAGUUCUCAUCUGUAGAGACCAGCACCUGUAAUCUAGUUAACCCGAAAAGAAAAGAAAAGAAAAAGAAGAUCAAAUCAAAGAGGAGUUGUUUUUCACUCUCUGACUGUAAAACAUUUUCCAGGUCCUUAUCUUUUGAAGUGGAAGUAGCAUGUAUUUAGUGGUAGAAACUCUGAACUGUAAGAAAAAUGUCUAUCAAGAAAACAAGUUGAUUUGUGGCUCUGUGUCUCCUCCUACUAAAAAGGUUUUGGCAGGCCACCUUUUUUGUACGUAAAGUAGCCUUGAUGAACAAUAAAGUGCUUUUAAACCAC